AAGCUCGUCUGGGGCCCGACAAGCAAGACUUGAACCGCGGCGGCUGCCUUAGCCGAGCCGACAAACUUACUUAUACUACAUACUUUGCCCCCACCGGGGGAAAAAAAAAAAAAAAAAAAACCAAAAAAACUCGCGUCGCCGCCGUUGAGGGCGAGUCGCUCGGCGGAAUACGAGACGGACGACGCCGGUUUUUGACGGCUUUUUUCGUGGCUGCGAGUGGGGAAGCCGAGAGCCACACACACACACACACACACACAAAAAAGCUUCUCAGCUGGCUAGCCAGCGGCUAGGCGGCUAACUGGGCGAGCUAGCGUGCCGCUCCUCCUCCUUGCGGCGGCUCGGGACUGGGAAAACGGAGGCUGACAAGUCGGCUUUCACCCCCCCCCCUCCCCUGCCCUCCCCCCGGACCACCAAGCCGUAGAUGGAAGCGCUCGGUCGGACCGGCAGCGACCCAUCAACCGAGCCGCAGCCGUAAAUCCGGACGGGCCUCGGGCCUGCACUUUUGUCCACCAGUCGGUAUACGAUGCGUCGCUCGGCACCGUUAGCCGCCGGAGGCUAAGCUAGCUACUUAGCAUGUGCUCGCCAAUCUGGACUCAUGCGCGGCGCGGAGGUCUGUCGAGUGUUUAAUCGUUGACUGCGAGCCGAGUGUCAUUUUGUUGCGCGAGUGUUUGGCGGAAUUGCUUCGUAAACAAACGCGGACAGCGUUGUGAUGCUAACGUUAAGUUCCUGAUCUCCGAACGUGAAUUACGAUGCUAGCUAGCCCAAUGUUGCUAUGUUCCUCCGCACUACCGGGAACGUAGAAUUGGGAGUGUUUAAAUGAAAUUGUCAGUGGGGGGUGGCGUAGGUGCGAGAUAAAUGCCGAAUUCGGAUGUACUCCGGGAUGGCCGCGGCCAGAGUUCCCCAACGAAGAGAAACACCAACAGGCAGGACAGACGCAACGCGAGCAAGCCGGGAAGCAGCGCUGCUCAGCGGGACAGACACCGAGACAAGAGACGCUCCUCGGCUUCCCGUCGGAAGAAACGCAGGCAAGCCAAGGACAGGGACGUGUGGCACCUCGGUGUGACGGAACAACCUGUCGGCGACCGGCAUGGCGCCUUCGGGAAGGUGGCUGACCUUCGCACGCUGGUGGAGUAUGACGACGUGAGCUCCCAGUCCGAGCGGUUCUCCGGGAGCCCCUCGCCCAAGCCGGACCAGCACGUCGAUCGCAUCUCCCUGGACCAACUGACCGACUUCGGCGAGUACAACGGCCCGGCGUCGCAUCCGAGGGACCGCGAGGACGUCGUCCUGUUCAAGGUCGACCCCGAGAGAGGACUGACAGAAAGGCGCAAGCCUGCGAGCAAAGAUCCGGGCCAGAAGAAAGAGCGGCCCCAGCGUGAUAGAAACUCCAAAGUUCACGCCGGACUCGGGCCGAGCGACAGUAAAAACCACCGAGAUGCGGUGAAGAGUACCAGCAAAAACGGUAAGAGAGCGUCGUCGGGUCAGUCGUCGCAGUCUGCGGACAAACGGGAUUCCAAAAAGCAACGGAGUAAAACGAGAGCGGCUAAAGAACCACCGUCUGCGUACAGAGACGUUCCUCCGCAGUCGUAUCGGGACGACGAGUUAAGGACCUACAAAAAGAGUCCGGGAUUCAAAGCCGAAAGUCCCUACGGGACGUCCUACCCGUACGGCUACCAGUCCCCGCCGGGUUACAACCAGGUAUCGAGACGAAGCCCCGCUUACCCGAGCAAAAGAACCUCUCCCGCGCCCAACUACUACGGCCGAGACGCCGACGCGUACGGCGGGUACGGCCUCGCCAAGUCGCCCGGCUCGUACUCGGGCGGCAAGCGGAAGCGAUCCCCCGCCAGUCCCGCCGCUUGGCGAAGGUCUCCCAGUUACGGCCGACGCAGUCCCUACGAGCACGGGGAGUUCGUCGCCAGUCCUUUUGGGGGCCGGCGGAGGUCGCGGAGUCCCUACAGGAAGUCCCUCAGCCCGAGUCCAGAUGCCAGGAGAUCGGCGAGGUCUCGCAGCCGAAGUCCGUAUUCGUCCGCCAGGCAUUCUCGCUCCCGCAGCCGCCACCGGCACUCUCGCUCCGGCAGCCGACCCUCCAGCCUCUCGCCGAGCACGCUCACCUUCAAGAGCAGCCUGGCGGCCGAGCUCAGCAAGCAGAAGAAGGCCAAAGCUGCCGAGGCCGCCGCCAAAGCCAAGGGCGCGGGCGGCUCGUCCACGCCGGCCAAGCUCGCCGCCGCUCACCAGCCCAGCCCCAAGACCAACCACGCGGCCCGGAAGGGACGCCCGCCCUCGCCGCCCGCACCUCCAGCAGCAGCGGCGGCGGCGGAGAAAGGUCCACGCACGCCCACGUCUGGCCCGCCCCAGUCGCCCUCUGAGCGCUCUUCAAAGAGGAAUACCGAACAACCCGCCAGCCGGGACAAAGACGCAAAGGCCAAAGACGACUCCAAGAGGAACGCGACGACGGCCGCCGGCCCCAACAAAGAUAAGGAACGAGCCGCCGGGACCCUCACCUCCAGCAUCUUGUCCCUUCCGCUUCCGCUGAGUGUUCUUGAACAAAUGGAUAAAGGCGAGAGCACAAAGGAGGCGUGUACGUCGGCAAAGAAGAAAUCGCAACGGAAGGGCCGAGCGCUCCUCACCGACCUGCCGCUGCCGCCGCUUCUUUCCAGCCGGACGUCUUCCCCGCGCAGCCCGGCCGAGGACAAGAAGGCACAAACGCCGCGUCGGAGGCCAAAAAUGUGCGGGCCGAGAUACGGCGAGAUAAAAGAAACGGAGAUCGACUGGGGGAAGCGCUGCGUGGACAAGUUCGAGAUCAUCGGCAUCACGGGGGAAGGCACGUACGGCCAGGUGUACAAAGCCAAAGACAAAGACACGGCCGAGAUGGUGGCCCUGAAGAAGGUGCGCCUGGACAACGAGAAGGAGGGCUUCCCCAUCACGGCCAUCCGAGAGAUCAAAAUCCUCAGGCAGCUCAACCACAAGAGCAUCAUCAACAUGAAGGAGAUCGUCACCGACAAAGAGGACGCGUUGGACUUUAAAAACGAUAAAGGUGCUUUCUAUUUGGUGUUCGAGUACAUGGACCACGACCUGAUGGGCCUGCUGGAGUCGGGUCUGGUGCACUUCAACGAGAGCCACAUCAGGUCGUUCAUGCGGCAGCUGCUGGAGGGCCUGGACUAUUGCCACAAGAAGAACUUCCUGCACCGCGACAUCAAGUGCUCCAACAUCCUGCUCAACAACAAAGGUAAAAUCAAGCUGGCGGAUUUUGGCCUCGCUCGCUUGUACAACUCCGAAGAGAGCCGACCGUACACCAACAAAGUCAUCACGCUGUGGUACCGCCCCCCGGAGCUCCUGCUGGGCGAGGAGCGCUACACCCCGGCCAUCGACGUGUGGAGCUGCGGGUGCAUCCUGGGGGAAUUGUUCACCAAGAAGCCCAUCUUUCAAGCCAACCAGGAGCUCGCCCAGUUGGAGCUGAUCAGCCGGAUAUGCGGCAGUCCGUGUCCCGCCGUGUGGCCGGACGUCAUCAAGCUUCCCUUCUUCAACACCAUGAAACCCAAAAAGCAGUACAGGCGACGACUGCGGGAAGAAUUUGCUUUCAUCCCUCCGUCCGCUCUGGACCUGUUCGACCACAUGCUGAACCUUGACCCCAGCAAGCGCUGCACGGGCGAGCAGGCCCUGGGCUGCGACUUCCUCAAGGACGUGGACCCGGACAAAAUGCCGCCGCCAGAUCUUCCGCUGUGGCAAGACUGUCACGAGCUGUGGAGCAAGAAGCGUCGGCGUCAGAAGCAGAUGCCCGAGGAGCUGGCCGUUCCCCCGAAGGCGCCGCGCAAAGAGCUGGGCGUGGACGACAGCCGCAGCAACACCCCCCAGGGCAUCGCCGCCCCCGGGGGCAUCAAAGCCCCGACCGGGGCAGCUUCUGCGCUGCUGGACGUGAAGGGUCCCAACUCCCAGCUGACCCAGGAGCAACUGGCGGUCCUGCUGAACCUCCUGGGCCCAGCCAACAGCGGCACCAACCCGGCCCAAUUCUUUCAGGCCGCCAGUUCCAAAGUCAACCAGGAGACGCUGCAGCAGCUCUCCAAAGUCCUGCCGGCCUCCGCGACCGAGCCGCCCCCCCAGCCCGCCGCGCCCCGGACCCCGCCCGUGCCCAAGCCGCCUUCCCCGCCCGAGGGCGCCGCCGCCGCCGCCACCACCCAGACGGCCGUUACCAUGCUGCUGGCUCAGCUGCUGCAGGCUCAGAGAAAGGACGACGGCGGGGACGGGGCGGAGGCCGCCCCCGCCCCCUCCGACGACCUGCCGGCGAGAGCACCCCCGCUUCCUCCCGACAGGAAACAACCUCCAGAAUCGAGCCCCGUCUCACCUGUGCUGGAAAUGAGCGGCGUCCCCAUCCUGCCCCCAGACCAGAGACCGCCCGAGCCCCCGGAGCCGCCCCCGCACGCCGACCUGGACUACAGGCGCCCGCCGCCCGAGCCAAAGCCCGGCCACGCCCCGCCCGUCGCGUCGACCGGGGGAGGCGACGGCGGCGCCCGCCCGCCGGAGCCCGACUACCCGCCCCUUCCCACGGCGGAGGGGCCCGGCUACGGGGGCGACUUCAGCCACCCGCCGCCGCCGCCUCCCUUCACCCCCACGGGCUUCGGAGACAGCUUCAUGGGUCACGUGUUGGGGGCGGGGCUCCCCCCUCACGCUCUGAGAGAUGUGUUUAGUGGGCCGAGCCAGGCCCCGCCCCCCGAGCCCUUCCCCCCGCCGUGUCCCUCCGUCACGGGACCGCCCGGGAUGGUGUUUGCCGGGGACAAGGACCACCGCUUUGAAUACGGCCCCCUACCGGUCGAGGGCCGUCCCAGUCCCGGUGCCCUCCACCUGUACAACCACGCCCUGAUCCGGAAGGACGGCGUGCCGCCUCAUCCGCCGCCGCCCCUCCCGGUCCCGGUCCCGGCCCACGCUUGGGCCUCGCCCUCCCGCCAGGUGCCCCUCGGCUUCGUCCCCCACGUCAACUCCGCCGUCAGAGGACGAGGGCUGCCGUUCUAAGCUAACUGGAAGCGACGUUUCGUGGCUUCUCGCGACUUCAUAGCCGCUCGGACCCAAAGUGGGAGGAGCUAUUCUCGCUCGGACCGUUUUUUGUAUUUUUUUUUUUUUUUUUAAAUGAAAUCUUUGGAGAGAGGCGUCCAACGAUUUAUCGGGCCGGUACGUCGCCCUCCCGCCUCCCUCCCGUUGGCAGUAUAAUAAUCAUGUUUUGUAUGAACUACUGACUGCGGUAGGCUCCAAAACUCAAAUCUUUUAGCAGCAGCAGAAGAAGAACUCGUCGUCGAGUCUGGUGCGCUCUCUUUUGAUUUUUUUUUUUUUUUUUUUUUUUUUAAUUUUUCGAGAAUCAUGCUACUGGACUACUACAACUCGGAGGAGAGAAUCUGAUGCGGACGACGGCAAACGGCGAUGAUGUAAAAUGAGCAAACACAAAAGGACAAAAGGUGUUUGUUUGUUUUUUUUUUUUUUUU
Messenger RNA from Syngnathoides biaculeatus (alligator pipefish), 5465 nucleotides. RefSeq names its product cyclin dependent kinase 13 (gene cdk13). The transcript is spliced from 14 exons. Lineage: Eukaryota; Metazoa; Chordata; Actinopteri; Syngnathiformes; Syngnathidae. Gene Ontology annotation, cellular component: nucleus; cyclin/CDK positive transcription elongation factor complex. Bases 856 to 5001 code for a protein of 1381 amino acids. Gene Ontology annotation, molecular function: ATP binding; cyclin binding; cyclin-dependent protein serine/threonine kinase activity. The record is from RefSeq and is a predicted model, not a curated record. Gene Ontology annotation, biological process: transcription elongation by RNA polymerase II; positive regulation of transcription elongation by RNA polymerase II; protein phosphorylation.